AUGGCGGCCGACGUUGGAGCAGCUGGGGUGCAGCUGCUGGAUUCACGUGGAGUCGGCAAGGUGCCGACGUUUUCGGGCAAGAGGGAGGACUUCGAAGAUUGGAUCUUCCCGUUCGAGUCCUUCUGCGGUCUGCUGGGCUGGACGGCGGGCCCGGACAGGUCGCGAGAGGCUGAGGAGCCGCUGACGGCGGACGACCUCGGCGAGCAAGGAGUGCGGGUCGGCAGGAGCUUGUACCACCUGCUGGCGAGCACCACGAAGGGCACGGCGCAGAGCAUCGUCAAGCUCUGCCCACGAGGCGAUGGCUUCGAGGCGAUGCGGAGGCUGUACAAGGAGUACCGUCCGCGGCUGAACGAGGAGCACGGCCAGAUGCUCCAGCAGAUCUUGACGCCGCUGUGGUGGAAGGAUCGCGAAGGCAAGGAGCGCUUCACGGAGGUGCUCAUCGCCUGGGACGAGCUGAUCUCGAGGUAUGAGCGCGCGACUGGAGAGCAGGUCGCGCAAAACAUGAAGACGAGCGCGAUCAUGGCCCACGCGCCCGAGGUGGUGAGGGUCAUGCUACGCUCGGCGCAGCGCGAGGUGCGCAGCGACAUCACGCAGAUGAGGAACUGCAUCUUCGAGGCGGUGAUCGGCCAGAGUGGAGUGGUCGCGAAGCCGCCGACAGCGAACAGGGGGAGCAAUGACAUGGGCGUCGACGCGAUCUCCAAGGGCAAGGACGGCAAGGACAAGUGCCAGAUCUGCCGCAAGCCGAGCCACGCGGCCCGCGACUGCUUCUGGCGCGACAAGGGCAAGCAGAAGGGCGACGGAACAGGCCACAAGAAGGCGGACUGCAAGAAGCGGAUCGCCGAUGAGAAGGCAAAGGGUAAUGCAGCUAUCGAGCAGGAGAGCACGGACCCGAAGACGGUGGGCAAGAUAGAGUACGCGGAGUACGAGUGCGAGAUCUGCGACGACGACCAGCUCUACUGCAUGGCGAUGAAGGCGGAGGAUCCCGAGACGGAGUGCUGCGGCAUGGAGCUCGAGGAGACGACCUUCAUCGCGCUGGACACGGCGAGCGACUGCCACGUGGGGGCGAUUUGCUUCGGAGAAGGUUGCAAGGAAGGCGAGGGUCGAGGACCGAGGCAGCUGGAUGCGCAGCGGAAGGAGAUCAAGAUGGACUCCAUUGCGACGGUGCCAAUGGCUGUUGUCGACGACUGCGAGCAGCCAAAGCUGCUUAAGGCGGACUUCAGGCUGGGUGACGCGGUAUCGAAGCCGAUCCUCUCGUUGCUGGAGGUGAUGGACAAGGGUGCCGAGUUCUGGCUGAUCGCGAAGACGGGCAUGUGCAUGUACCCUGGCGGUGACCUCAGCAAGGGCAUCCCGCUCACCAGGAAGAACAACACGUUGGGCUUCAACGCAAAGACCUUCAAGACAGCGACGGAGGCGAAGGAGUUUGCGGCCAGCGUGAACGCGAAUGAGCAGCAGGAGGAGGACAUGCGGGCGAGGCUCAAGGAGAUAGGCCAGCCGAUCUGCGGCAGGAAGGACGAGCUGUGGGCUAGGCUCAGCGACGCGGAGCGGAGGCUCACGGCACACCACAUGAAGAUGAAGGAGCUGGAGCGCAGGCACGAGGAGUCCGUUCAAGGAGGACCCUCGAUAGCACCACGAGAAGUAGCAGGGCCAGCAGCGCCCACGGAUGCAGACCGAGCAGCUCAUGAACUGCUUCACCUCACGAGGGCGCCGUGGUGCGAAGCCUGCGCGCGAGGGAACGAGACGACCAUGCCGCACAAGACCCUCACAUUCGACCAGAAGGACACUGGGAAAGCUCAGAUCACCAUGGACUUCUGCUACCUGAAGACCAACGGCGACUGGGCGGAGAUCGGAGAGGUGGAGCCGCCAGCGGCGGACAUCUUCGCGACGACGCUCGUGAUGGCGGACAGGGACACGCUGAUGUUCAACGCAGUUUCGAUGCCCACCAAGGCGGUCACGGACUACGCAAUAGCCAGCGUGAGCAGCUUCAUCGAGGGCAUGCAUCUCACGACGGCGGACAUCAAGACGGUUGGCGAGCCCGCGAUCGUGAACUUGGUGGAGGAGGUGCGGAAGAAGCUGAACAAGAGCAUCAAGCUGGAGGAGAAGCGUGGGAACCUGAAGGACAGCCAGAGCAUGGGCGCGAUCGAGGCUCCGAUCAGAUGGUUUCAGGCGAAGGUUAGGACGUACACAUUCGACUUGGAGAAGCGCUAUGGCAUGAGGAUCGCAGCGGACGCACCGAUUUGGUGCUGGCUUACGCGAUACGUUAGCUGGGCUACCUCUACGUACAGACCACGAGCCGAUGGGAGGACAUCCCAUCAGGCAGCCUACGGAGCGACCUACAACGGAGAGAUUCCCCCCUUUGGUGAGACGGCUCUCUUCAAGACCCCGAUCUCCCACACGAGGGAGAUCACGACCACGUCUCUGAAGCGCAAGGGCGAGUCGAGUUUCGUGGAGGGCAUCUGGGUCGGGAAGCACAAAGAGAGCGACGACCACUUGUUCUUGACGCCAGCAGGCUGGCACCGCGCGAGAACAUGCAGGCGGCUGGGGCCAGCGUUGCGAGCAGACGACAAGCUGACGAAGGCAGUGGAGGCCCUACCCUGGGGCGCGAGGAGCGCCAAGCCGUGCGAGCUACUGCCCAGGAUUCAGAGGCCGAUGCCCACGAUCGUUCUGACGGCGGCGGAGCAGAAGGCGGAGAUUGAGGCGCAGGAGGCAGCGCGAGAGGCGACGCCACCCCAGGGGGCGCCCGAGCAGGGGGCGCGGCCGGCUGCAGCAGCGAGCGCGGAGCCAUCGCUAGCACCUGCGGGACCUGGAGUUGGAGCGGCAGCGGCGGCAAGGCCAGAGGGGAAGAGCACGACGGAUGCGGACGUGCCGAUGACACCCCGAGGGCUGAUCAGACCUGCCGAUGCUGAGGACUUCGGCGCACCAGGCAAGCGCGCGAAGCACGUGGACGCAAUCUCGCUCGACGACCCUAUCGAUUACAGCAUCCUGGACAGGUGCUGGCGCACUAUGGUGUUCACAGGGACAUCGAGCGAGAGCGGCGAGUUCAAGAAGAUCAAGGCGCGCCGGGAGCCGCAGAUGCGAGGAUGUAUCUGCAAGUGGCGGUAUGUGGCGCAGGAGUUCAAGUGGAUGGAGCAGCGCGACGACGUGUUCGCAGCGAGUUCGUCAGCACAGACGAGCAGGCUGGUGGACUUCGUCAGCAUCAAGGAGGAGAACCACGGGACCUUCAUCGCAGACUGCGUGAAGGCGUACUACCAAGCGGACCAGACGGAGAAGGUUCGCGUGGGGCCACCUGCUGAGUAUCUGGCGAUCUUGGCGGAGAUGGGCAAGCCGACCGACAUUGUUUGGGCGCUAGACAAGAUGCUACCUGGGCAGCGUGUGGCAGACGCUGGCUGGGUAGACAAGGCGGCGAAGACUCUGAUGGGGGCGGGCUUCGACAGGAGUGAGUGUCAGCCGCAGUUCUACUACCGCAGGGAGAAGGAGAUCCUGAUCGAGGUGCACAUGGACGGCUUCCACGGAGAGGGUCCAAUCGGCAACCUGGACGGGGUCAUCAGACCGCUGCGGGAGGUGUUCGACCUGAAGGCGACGGACGUCAUCAGGCAAGGACGCCACUCGCACUUGAAGCGCGACAGGCUGAGGCUCAUGAACGGCAACAUCAUGCUGAGGCCGAGCGUGAAGCACAUCGACGACCUGAUUUACGUGAUGGGCAUGGAGAAGGCCAAGCCAGCGAAGGUGCCGAGCUUGACUGAGGAGGGCCCGACAUGGAGCCCCGACUUGGACGAGAUCGAGAGGGCGAAGUUUCGCACAGGAGUUGGGAUCGCGCUCUACAUCUCGCCCGACAGAGCGGACAUCAGGCGGGGCGUGCAGCUGCUGACCAGGAACCUGAGUCAGCCGACGGAGUUUGACAGGAAGCGCUCGGUGAAGCUGCUGCGGUACUUGAAGGGGACACAGACGUUCGGAGUACUUUUGGAGAAGCCAACUGGGAGCAAGCCUGGAGAGGUGAAGCUGCAGUUGUUCACGGACGCGGACUUUGCGACGUGCAAGGAGACGAGGCGUGCGAUGACCUGUGGGAUCACAAAGCUGGACGGGGUGCACUUCGCAGCGUUGGCGAGGAGGCAAGGAGUUCAGAGUGCAUCCUCAGGCGAGGCGGAGCUCUACGGCGCGACCUCGGUGGUGAUGGACGGCAAGCUGGUGAAGAACAUGCUGGAGUGGUUGGGCUACGAGGUGGCCUGGGAGCUCGGGAUCGACAGCAGCGCCGCGAAGGCGAUGAUCAACCGCGAGGGCGUCGGCAAGGUGAAGCACCUGGACGUUCGGGCGCUGUGGAUCCAGCAGGAGCGGAAGGUUCACGGACUGAACAUCAAGAAGGAGAGCGGAACCAAGAACAUGGCCGACCUGGGAACCAAAGCGCACACCACAGAGCGGUUCGAGUACCUGCGAGAGCUCGCUGGCAUCAUCGACUGCAGCGAGAUGGAUGAGCACAAGGAGCUGGAGGCGACAAAGCUGCAGGACUGGAUCGGUGACCAUAUGACACUGAUCAUCCUGAGCGUGCUGAUGAUGACAUUCGCGGCAGGUGCACUGCUCGGGUGUUGGAGCCGCGAGAAGUGGACGACGAUGAAGAGCUCCACGGAGCUAAAGCUGGUCAAGCAUGCGAAUACCCCGAAUCGGAGCAAGGAGCUGAUCAACAAGGCGAGGUUCACGGACAAGCCGAUGACGGAGGAGAAGGCGAGUCAAUCGCCGUGCACAUACAAGUGGAAGUACGCGACGCCGAG
This is a messenger RNA of Prorocentrum cordatum, 4760 nucleotides long. The record is from the annotation of a GenBank genome assembly. Lineage: Eukaryota; Dinophyceae; Prorocentrales; Prorocentraceae.